AUGUCAUCCACAUCAUUCGGGAAAAAAGCCACGGAGUUGGUGAAAGAAAUCGCCUCGUCCGUGGAAUCGAGCGCGAGUCCGUCCUCGAUUCCACCGUAUAACGACGAGCUCGUGCGGUCGAUACUAGAGGAAGUGAAAGCGCAUUAUCAGGAAAACAGAUCUUUAGCGGAAAAGUUGAAGCAAGUCACAGGAAAAGAAGAACAAGAAGGAAUAACAGCGGCGAUACAAACGCACCAUCACUCGAUUUUACGCAACAAGAAAGCACUGAUGAUUUAUCUCAACGAACGCGUGAAACGAAUCCAGAGUUUACGAUGGACGUUAGGCGUCGGCUUACCGGAUUCGAUCUCGGAAAAUUUAUCGCACUCGGAACGAGAUUAUUUCACGGAGUAUUCGAAAAUUCUGAACAAAUACAUGGGGAAGAAGGAAGGUAUUAACAUGAACUUGAUUUUAGACCGGGAUCCGCCCAAGGAGCAUAAAGUGCAAGUGCGGUGUACGAAAGAUCACGGCGUGAUUUAUUUCAAAGACGGCGUCGUCGAUUUGAAGAAGGACUCCGUGCACUUGUUGAGGAGAGAAGAAGCGCAGCCGUUGAUUAGCGAGGGGGUGUUGGAGAAGUUGGACGAUACUUAG
Molecule: messenger RNA, 627 nt
Organism: Bathycoccus prasinos
Lineage: Eukaryota; Viridiplantae; Chlorophyta; Mamiellophyceae; Mamiellales; Bathycoccaceae
Product: DNA replication complex GINS protein PSF1
Exons: 1
Coding region: 1-627 (208 amino acids)
Biological process (GO): DNA strand elongation involved in mitotic DNA replication; DNA replication
Cellular component (GO): GINS complex
Source: RefSeq, a predicted model, not a curated record